AUGAGGAAGGCCCAACGGUAUGAACAACCGGAAGUUGACGACGAAGGCUAUGGUGGUGAUGGCGAUGACGAGUUCAACCCGGCAAGAGAGAGGCGUGACCGCUGCAGAUCUCUUGACGGAGAAGAUGGGACACAAAUGACGAUGACAGUGGAUCUGAGUGGUCGACAUCGACUGUUGCUCCCCUAUUCGCGAUCAGCGGGAGAGUCCUGUGAACAUCAUGAUGUUCUAACACGGAUAAGAGUGCUAUGGCCGUGA
Molecule: messenger RNA, 255 nt
Organism: Linum trigynum
Lineage: Eukaryota; Viridiplantae; Streptophyta; Magnoliopsida; Malpighiales; Linaceae
Source: the annotation of a GenBank genome assembly